Molecule: messenger RNA, 2090 nt
Organism: Uranotaenia lowii
Lineage: Eukaryota; Metazoa; Arthropoda; Insecta; Diptera; Culicidae
Product: E3 ubiquitin-protein ligase Rnf220-like
Exons: 2
Coding region: 137-1387 (416 amino acids)
Biological process (GO): protein ubiquitination
Molecular function (GO): metal ion binding; ubiquitin protein ligase activity
Source: RefSeq, a predicted model, not a curated record
AAAAUUGAAAACAAAACUUUUUACAAAACAAAUUGAAUUGUCUCGGUUUUUACCAGUAAAAUUCCUAUUUUUAUAGUUUGUAGCCCAACAAAGAUUCCAACGAUUUCAAUGACCCGACUAUAACCGGCAGAUUAACAUGGAUCAUCGACAGCACCAGUCGCUGGACGCUCCAGUACCUCAGGAAGUGCACCCCCUAGAUGCUCGGCACCGGAAGCCCAAGUCGGACCCACUCAGCUGUCCGAUAUGUGGCGUUACCCUGAGACCGCAUGAUAUCGAUCAUCACUUUGCCCUGGAGGUGGAUCGGCUCGAUAAGAUACUGAAACCGAAGAAGCAUGUUUCACAUGGACCGAUGAAUAAUGGUACUGGCAGAUUUUCCGUUGCCGACCUAACGAUGGCCAUACCCAGUGGAAGUGGAUCUUCAUCGUCCAGUAGUUCGACCGCUGCUGGUGUUGGAGUCAAUGGACAUGGUUCAAUGGAAGGCUGUAGUUCGGAUACGGUUGGAACGACUCCCUCAGUCAAUCCGGAUGAGUGCUGGGGAACUUAUCAGAAAAUUAAGAAUAACAGACAAGCUAGACUGAAGAUGAAAUCACGAAAACGUAAGCACGAGGAUAACGUAUGUCCUAUCUGUAAUAAAUUGGUUUCGGAAGAGAUGAAUAGUCACGUGGAGAGUUGUCUGCGGCCAUCGGUGGAAACUAAUGGAACUGGCAAUGGAACCAAGACAAAUGCGUCUGCAGCUGCUGAAUCCGAGGAUGAUGAUGACACGAAUAUCGAUGUGGAGGGUGAAUCUUUUGAGGUGUACGAAUGGGCUGGUCAGACCCGGGUACGAACUGCCGGGGCUUUCCAUCAGGCUGGGGCAUUUGCCAGCACAACAGUCCGUGUAACGAAUGCUGAAGAUACAGACGAUGAACUGAAUGUGGAUGGAGAUGAAACUCAGAUCUAUGGACCGCCACAAUACACCGAACGCGAUGUGAUUUAUUCUACGGUUGAGACUCACGACAAGGAUUCAUACCUUCGAGGGUUAGUCAUGGCAAAUGAGCCGACUACGGUAAAUCGAUCUCUAGGGAUUGAUAAUCCGGGAGAAGGAUCCAGUCGAAGUUUUGGCUGUAGUAAUGCUGUUCCUAGUCAUGCCGCAGAUUCGCGUAAUGAAGAAAAUUCCGAUCAAAUAAUAGAAUCACUGAAGUCCAAAAUCCGUGAAUAUGAAGGCUACAUUCAGAACCGACCAAAAUGUUUGAUCUGUAUGGAUGAUUUCAAAAAACCGGUGGUUUCCAUCUGCUGCUGGCACGUCUACUGUGAGGAGUGCUGGCUGCAUACUUUGGGCGCCAAGAAACUUUGCCCUCAGUGCAGUAUGAUCACUUCACCCACCGAUUUGAGACGGAUCUAUUUGUGAAAAAAAAAAUAGCUGACUUCCCACACGAGACGUAAAGAGUAAGUGAUCUAACACCCCAAAUACAGGUUUAACAUUCCGAACGAAUUUUAUUCUGCGGAAGCAAAACGAAACGGAGGAGCUCAAAGUUACCCAUAAAAUUUAGCAUUUUUUGGAUUUCCAGUAACGUUAGCAAAAGAUCGAGAAAAAAACAUAUACAAACAACCAUCGAAGACAAUAAUCGUCCUUAGGAACACAUUUUUCCGGUUUCUCAAACAACUUUUCUCAGUAUCUCACUAUCGGAUUCACUCUUUGUUCUGCAUAAUGGAUUUUAUUUUUCGAAUCGUUCUGAUUCAUUAAGGAGCAUUUUUUUUGUAUCUAUGCGGUUAAAUGCCAUACCUGUAACUGCAACAGACCUUCGAUUUGGAGGCUUCGCCUCAAAUAUUUCUAUGAAUGUAAGUAACUAGUGCUUAGAAUCUUAGGUUUAUCCUAGAUGCAAUCCCUCUAAAAUGUUAAAACCCAAAUUCGAUGAAGUGGUAUUUUUUUUAGCAGACACAAGAAAAACGUUUUAUUUUUUUCAAGCAGCUGUUUCUAGUAGGUAUAAUGUACUUCAAUCAUUCGUCUCUCGCGUUUACUUUAUUUGCAUGUAAGUAUUCUCGUUCCUCAUGUUUCACUGUUUAUUUUUAAUUUUUAUUAUAUCUAUUUAGAUUUUCCUAAAAAUAAUAAA